ACCGUGCCAGUCGACCGUGGGAGUUUACCGGUAACGGUCCAGUUGAAUGUUGUCUUGCUCUAUAAAUAAUUACAAAAAACAAUAAUAAAUAACGAGUAACAAAAUGACAAGAAAAGAAUGUUGGAUGAAUGUCGAAUCCUGGUGCCAUCCGAAGACACGUUCAAAGAUCAUGCAGUUACGAAAUUUGCUGAAGGUACCGUGAGAUCGAGGAAAGACGUGACAGAACAGCAGGCAGAUGACGAUGGAAGAACGAGAAGGAAGAAAAGAAAAACAGCAACGAUAAUUGAAUUACGAAGAACAAAAAAAAAUAUUCACCCGUACGAUAUCGAUUUUUUAAAAAAUAUUCCACUAAUUGAUCGUGAAAAAUUGAUUGAUUGAAUAAUUUAAAGCUCUGACACGAAGCAUUGCUGGAUAAAAAAAAAAGGGAGAAAAUAAAAAUUUUAAAAUCGACAGCGUACUCCGGUAUAAUAAAAUUGAUAACUAGCUUCACUGGAAAAAGACAAAGAGAAUACUGGGUCAUAGAGUAUCGACUGGCGAAACUUGAAUAAAUUUAUAUUAAUACCCAUGAUAAAUGACAAAGCUGAAAUUUUUAUGUCGAAGGGCUCUUGAGUCUUCAACCCACGACUGAAUUUACUUUAUAUUUUUUCCCGGGAAAUUGAAUUAAAAAUUAACACGAAUAAACAAAUGAAGCAGACUCAAUUUUAAAACAUAAUAAUAAUACUUAUAUUCGUACUCGUACAGUGAUAAAGGACGAUCGAUGUAAAAUACUAUUUUAAAAAUUUAAUUAAUUCUAGUUCCAGUAAGAUAGAAAAAAAAUAAAAAAAUUCUGGUCGUAAAUCAGAAGAAAACAUUGAAUGUGAAAAUUGACCCUUUACCGGUACGUGGUGGAGUCAAAAAAGUGUGAACUAGUUUCGUAGAUGUACGUAUAUAUUCAUAUCGGGUGCCAUUGGUAACCGAAGAGAUUCAAAUUGAAUCGGUAACACGAGUUAUUUCACCGGCAAGAUGAAGCUUGGAGAUAAUAUGACGACUGUAGAAGGCAACAUUUGGAGUGACGUUUGUCCCCGUAAAACUCGACCUCCGAGAAUCGGCGAUAUUCCAAAGCACGUGGCAAUUGACGAGGAAUCCCCGAGCUCGUCGUCUCACUUGCUGGCAACGCCAUUAGAAGUGACAAAGCCGAGUCCCAGUACAGUAGUUUCAACAUUACUGUCAGUGAAAGAAAAACUGUCAAGCACCAUUGGGUCCCUCGAGAGUAGUUGUUCGCCCCAAAAAAUAGCUGUAGAAGACAAAGAUAACGAUAACGAUAACGGCGUCAAUUUAUCUCGGCAAGCCAAUGUCCCUGUUGGUGAUAAAAUCCUCGAGAAACAAGAAUAUUAUCAAUUACGAGAAACUUAUCGGCAACAAUCAAGAAGUUCGCUGUCAGCAGAAGUACCCGAAGCAAAUUGGGACAGAAGAAAGGAUAGCGCGGUGUGUCUCGACGACACUGAGUUGGACGAAUUGGACGAACUCAAGGAACGAUUGCUCCUCCAAAAAGUCGUUCCCUAUGAUUCGAUAAGGAACUUAUCCUCCGAUAGCACAAUUACGUCUAACAGCAGAUUUCCUCCGUUACCGGACAACCAACGGAUUCCCGCAGUUUACGCUUCAUCCUGCAAAAACAGUGAAGAGUUGAGUCAAUUGCAGAAGGAUUCCUCAGUUAUAAAUCAUCCGACUUUAGCUAAGUAUUAUCGUCCGAGGCGCGAGAGCAGCGGUUACUCCAGCAACCUGAGUACUUUUGAUGAAGAUCGCAGAAAUUCAACUACCAUCGAAACACUACAAGGCUUCAGCAGCGUAAAAGAUUUCCAGAGAGAAAGGCGAAGAUCCUCGUCAGCAAAACGGCUGAAUCUCAGUAGACUUGCAUCCACUAGAGAAAGAGAAGACGAAUCUGAAAGAAUGCCAACUUCAGAAGUUAUUUAUCGGAAAGUGUCAACAGCAGGGCUCAUUGAGAUGCCGAAUAUUAAGGAGCUUAAGGAAAUAGCUGAGGACGUUAAAUGUCCGUCCCCUGAUAAUGAUGAUGAUGAUAAAGGUAUUGUAUGUUUGCCGGGAUCGAAAAACCAGUUGGAUGUCAAGAAUAAAGCUGAUGAAAAAGAAUCGUUGAGUUAUAUUGGGAUUAAGAAAACGUCAGUUUAUGAUAAAGAGUAUGAUAGUCAUCUUAAAGGGGAUGCUGAUGAUAUAUCGGAGGAUGAUGGACGAGAUUGUAUCGAUGCCUUGAAUAGUGUCUCUGAGAGGUCAGAUUAUAAAAAUAUCGAGGAGAUUCGUGAUAGACUUGGACAAACGACCUUGAUCAGUUGUGGUGAUACUGAUGAAAAAAUGAGUACAGCAAUGCUGAAAGAUACGCGUCAAAGCAUUGUAGAUAAAUCUCCCGAGGUUUUAUCAAGGACACAUGACAGUGGAUUAAUAAAAAAUAAUCUAGAAUCAUGUUGCAGAGAAAAAGAUAAAAAAUCUGAGAUGGAAUUAGAAAAGAUAGUUUCUGGGAGAGAUAGUUUACAGCCUUUGAAGUCUGAUAAAAAGGUGGAUGAUAAAGACAGAUUUAGAUCAAUAAGUAAAGUGAGUUCACGAUCCCAAAGUUUCAAUAUCGCUGAUGAAAGUCUUCGUAAACCUCUUAAAGGAUUGACGUCCUCUCCAAACUCAAGUCCCAAACCUACGAGGCAUCGUAGUAGAAUAAUCCAUCAGUACAGUUCGCCUUUGUCCUCGACAAUGGAGCUGGAAAGCAUUUCGGAGAGGCCUCUGGAUGACGUGAGCCCUUCUUCUUGCGCUACGCAGAAUCUCACUGUCGUUGUUGACAAUCACGAUGAAGAUGAUGGUGAUGAUGAUGAUGAUAAUGAUGAUGAUGGUGAUGUUCUCAUUGCUAAAAGACGCGCCAAUCGCAUCAAGAAAUCGCAGAAACGGAAUGAAACUGAAGAAGUAGAUACCAAGAAACUGUUCCCGAGGUCUGUUAAAGUCUACCAGCUGCUGUCGACCCAGUCUGAGGACCGUGAGGACGGAGAGCCUAGGCUUAUGGAUAGAAGAACAUCUCUGCAGAUAACUCGCCACGAUAUUGAAGAACAAGCUAUUCCCGGGACGACUCUGUGCAUCCCAGAUGAUAAGGUGCUUUUGCACACUGAAAGCGUGCCUCUGAUAAAGUAUCAGCCGGUUCAAGAGAGCUCGUGCUUGGAAGAUGGAUCGUUCAAUGCCGCCAGAUUGUCCCCGGUUGGAAAACUAGCUUCCCAUCCCAGUGGAGCUGAUCAAAGACUGGGAGAUACUGGAGCCGUUGGGAUCAGACCUAUCUAUCCUUAUUGCCCUUAUUCGCCGUACGGUAGCCCGCAGGGAUCGCCUAGGAUACGCAGACGGCCACUUCGGGAAAGUAGAAGAGUCAGUAUUGAUAACAAGCAGGGCGCAUUCCAACUUAAUCAAUACAAGUUGCUGGAUAAUAUUGGACAAGGUUCAUUUGGAAUAGUUAAAUUGGCAUACAAUGAAGAGGACGAAACUCACUACGCGAUGAAAAUCUUGAGCAAAAAAAAGUUGAUGAAGAAGGCCGGAAUAUUUGGGAGAAUGGCACCUGGAAGAAAAGGAGUUUCAAACCCUCUUGCCAAAGUUUAUCGGGAAAUAGCGCUACUUAAAAAGUUGGAUCAUCCAAAUGUGGUGAAGCUGGUUGAGGUACUCGAUGACCCGGAUGAGGAUAACUUGUACUUAGUUUUUGAAUUGGUAGAAAAAGGCGAAGUACUUGAAUUGCCAACAGACAAACCUCUUGACGAAGAAACUGCGAGGAUUCAUUUUCGAGAUGUUGUUUUAGGCGUUGAGUACUUACACUACCAAAGAAUAGUUCAUCGAGACAUAAAGCCAAGUAAUUUAUUGGUAGACAGUGACGGCCGCGUGAAGAUCGCAGAUUUAGGAGUGAGCGCAGAACUACGAGCUCCUGGUGAACUUUUAUCUGGAUCUGCGGGUACACCAGCGUUCGCUGCGCCGGAAACAACAGUCCCAGGUGCUCAGUAUUCUGGAACGCUAUGCGAUGUUUGGUCAAUGGGCGUGACUCUGUACACUUUGGUAACCGGAAGAGUACCUUGGGAUGGUUCCGGAAGUAUAAUAGGCGUUCAAGCGGCCGUUAGAACAGAACCAUUACGAUUUCCUGAUUCUAUUGUACUUACGGAUGAUUUACGUGAUCUGAUAAUUAGAAUGCUCACUAAGGAUCCGGCAAUGAGAGCUAGUCUACAAGAGAUAAAGACCCAUCGCUGGUUAACCAACUACGGAAAGGAACCACUACCAAGCGAGGCUGAUAACUGUCGGCUUCCGGUCACCGUUACCGACGAGGAAGUUGCACGGGUUGUCACAAGAGUACCUAAGCUUGAUACGCUCAUUCUUAUCAAAACUAUGCUCAAACAGCACAGUUUUCAGAAUCCAUUUUUACCAAAGCGGAGUGCAAGACCAGCACUUCGAGAUAGUGAUCAAAUGUCUGGUAACCUCAAGCUUGCUUCCACUGGUGAUGAUAGUGCCGUUAUUACUGAAACUCAAGAAUUGGCCAAGAGCAAGACUCAGCAAUUUCACAGAGCCGGAAGGAGCAAUUCUGCUCCCGAUUCGUACGAGUGGCAGACAAGUGGAAGACAAGUAUCAAUCGAUACACCUUUGUCACCAGUUACGGAAGCCUCGACUCAGGAAACAGAAAUCGUGAAGCGGUGACACAGCAUUAAAUCAAUGAACGAUAAAGCUCAUACUUUGCAGGGCCCUCAGUGACAAAUGGAGGAAAACAUGUCUAGCUAGUAUGUGCUUGAAAAGUUUUAAAAGUCGGGACCAAAAAAGAUAACCGAUGAUGAUGAUGAUUUAAUGAAGAAGUAAACUUAUUAUUUCUUUAAAAACUAUGGUUGAGAAUCGCUCAAAUAAUAAUCAACGAAAUAAAUCUUCCAAUUUAGUAUAUUCUUUUUUAUUAUGAAUUAUGAUCAGUUAUCCGUUGUCAGUAUUGAGCACCGUUCGUGCGCUAUAAUUAUAUAUUAUAUGUAUAUGAGUAUAGAUAAAACAAUAAAACAUUACAUUGAUUUUAAUAUA
Molecule: messenger RNA, 5049 nt
Organism: Cotesia glomerata
Lineage: Eukaryota; Metazoa; Arthropoda; Insecta; Hymenoptera; Braconidae
Exons: 9
Coding region: 1003-4686 (1227 amino acids)
Biological process (GO): protein phosphorylation; positive regulation of protein kinase activity; intracellular signal transduction
Cellular component (GO): cytoplasm
Molecular function (GO): ATP binding; calmodulin binding; calcium/calmodulin-dependent protein kinase activity
Source: RefSeq, a predicted model, not a curated record